AUGAUGCAACCAACUCCUGCUCCAUCUUCCGCCCCGAAUUCUCCAGAACGGAAACUUGAACCCUUAGCAGAGUCACAAACAUAUCCUGCGCCCCCUCAGAAUGUUGGAAGUGCACCUUUUGGAGUUCUUGUUGGUCUCUUUGACAAGCUUCAAGUUGAAAGGAAACAGGACAGGCGGAGGAAGUUAAUCGAGACGUGGUUCAAUCACUGGCGUGAGGAGAAAGGAUACGAUCUUUAUCCCGUCUUGCGUUUGAUUCUACCUCAGAAAGACCGAGAACGUGCUGUCUAUGGCUUGAAAGAGAAAAAUCUUGCGAAAACCUACAUUAAGUUGAUUCCUUUGGGCAUGCGAGAUCCUGAUGCCAUCCGUCUUUUGAACUGGAAGAAACCAACUGAACGAGAAAAAACCUCAGGAGAUUUUCCGACUGUUCUGUACGAGGUCGUUAGCAAGCGGUCCUCCGUUAUUGAGGGAUCUUUGUCUAUUGACGAGUUGAAUGACAUCCUUGACGAACUGGCCAAAAAUAUGGGCAAACAAGACAUUCAGUCGGGUAUCUUGCGACGGAUAUACAACCGUUCGACGGCCCAAGAGCAACGCUGGAUCGUUCGUAUUAUAUUGAAAGAUAUGAUCAUAUCUGUAAAGGAGACCACUAUUUUUUCAGUGUUUCACCCAGAUGCUCAGGACCUAUACAAUACUUGUUCCGAUCUCAAAAAGAUUGCAUGGGAACUUUGGGAUCCUUCCUUCAGGCUCAACGCGGAAGAUAAAGCAGUCCAGUUAUUUCAUGCUUUCGCGCCAAUGUUGUGUAAGCGUCCAACGAAGAAGAUCGAAGAAACUGUCCGAGAAAUGAGUGGUUCCGAGUUCUUUAUAGAGGAGAAACUCGACGGAGAGAGGAUGCAACUGCACAAGAGAGGCAACGAAUAUUUAUAUUUUUCUCGGAAAGGAAAGGAUUACACAUAUCUGUAUGGGAAACACGUUGGCACGGGAAGCUUGACUCCGUUUAUAGACAAGGCCUUUGAUCCUCGAGUGGACGAUAUAAUUUUAGACGGUGAAAUGCUAGUUUGGGAUCCUGUGUCUGAGCGUAAUCUACCGUUCGGGACAUUGAAGACGGCAGCACUCGACAAGUCUAAGAAAGAGCACAACCCGCGCCCUUGUUUCAAAGUUUUUGAUCUUUUGUACCUGAACGGUCAAUCCCUUCUCCAUAAAUCGACAGCUUUUCGAAAGAAGAAUAUGCGAAACUGCCUCAAGGAGAUCACCGGAAGAAUUGAAUAUGCGGUCGACUACAAAGGCACUACCGCGAAAGACAUCCGAAAAAGAAUGGACGAAGUGAUGGGUAACCGCGGUGAGGGCUUGGUUAUCAAACAUCCGUUAUCCAAGUACGUUUUAAAUGGAAGGAAUAUGGAUUGGAUCAAGGUGAAACCCGAAUAUAUGGAUAAUAUGGGAGAAACUGUUGAUGUUCUCGUUGUUGCCGGGAACUAUGGAACUGGAAAGCGUGGUGGAGGCGUUUCAACGCUCAUCUGUGCUGUCUUGGAUGACCGCCGAGCAAACGAGGAUGACGAAGAGCCAAAAUACAGCACCUUUGUUCGUAUCGGUUCUGGGCUGUCCUUCGCCGACUACGUUUGGGUGAGAGAUAAACCAUGGAAGGUCUGGGAUCCAAAGCAUCCCCCCGAAUUCCUUCAGACUGCCAAGCGGACUCAUGAAGACAAGGGAGACCUCUAUCUAGAACCGGAGGAUUCAUUUAUACUGAAAGUCAAAGCUGCUGAGAUCACGCCGUCAGAUCAAUAUCAUAUGGGCUUUACCAUGCGAUUCCCCCGUGCCUUAUCCAUCCGAGACGACUUAAGCAUUGCGGAUUGCAUGACUGCUACAGCUGUUUUCGAAAGCCUGCGGUCGGAGAAGAAGCGCAAAAUGGAGAGCGACGCGGGAGUAUCCUCCAAGAAACGCAAAACAACAGCGAAAAAAGCAACUGUCCUCCCAGCAUAUAAGGGCCCAAAUUUGAAGGGAGUACGAGUAAAGACGGAUAUCCUGGAUGGGCUAAAGUUUGGCGAGCUCCUUGCUUCCUGCUCCAUCUAUCAGGUGCUUAUACGCCUUACUCCAGUGGUUAUGGCGGAUCCUAAAUCCAGAACGGGUGAUGAAGAAAGGAAAGAACUGAUGAAAUUGAUUCACGCCAACGGCGGAUCCUGUGCCCAAGUUGCCAAUAAUCAACCAGAAUUGUUCAUUGUAUAUGAGGGCAAUACCAUUCCGUAUGACUUGAAGCUGCUGAUCGACAAAAAUGUGUACGAUGUGAUAAAGCCAAAUUGGAUCACAGAUUCAGUGGCUCUAGGCGAGCCUGCUCCCUUGCGCAAAAAAUAUUUCUUUCGUGCGACGGACGAGCGGGCAUCGACGGAUGAGUACAUGCAGGAGGACGAAGACCAGGCCUUCGAAGCACCCACGCUCAAAGAAGACCCGAGUGCGAAGCUCGAGGAGGAAAUGGUUCCAAAAGUUGAGGAACAAGAAUAUGACAUUGAUCCCUCGUUGGCAGAUUGGCUCAAGAUUGAUGAUAAGAAUGAAAAGCUUCAUGCGGAGGCCAAGGAGGAACAGGAUGAUUAUUCCGCAACUGACGACGAUUCCGACAACGCUGACGUUUUGGAACCGGAAGAGGUGGAUCUGGAUGACUGGCUCAAAGUGGAAUCCGCGGAUGAGCCUUCUGUCAUAGCUUCUGCAGCUACAGGAAGUGAAUCACUGUCUACCGACUGUGUGGACGUGAAGAUGGGAGAAACGGAGGCCGCAAUGGAAUACGACCAAGAUCUUAUCUUCAAGCAUCUAUGCUUCUACCUCGACUCUCCAGAAAACGCUCAGCGAAACCAGAUGAUCGUGAAAACCAGAUACGAAAAGGAUAUCAAGCAAAGGCAUGUUGUGGUCCUCCGUGUGUGCAUUGAGCCAGUGACUGAUUGUGCACCGCCCAGCUUUGUCGACCUCUCAAAAGUGAUCGCCGAUAACGGGGGAAAGAUUGUCGACCUCGACGAACCCAAGCUGACUCAUAUUAUUAUCGACAAGAGGGACGACAGUCGGCGCUUGGAGCUCAUGAAGCGCACAUCGAAACGACGUCUGAUUAUAUCGGAGUACGUGCAAGCAUGCUUGGACGAAGGGACACUUCUUGACGAAGAUGGUGCGUAUCAUUUCCGGGACGACCGACGAGGGUGUCUAACGUAG
Molecule: messenger RNA, 3180 nt
Organism: Laccaria bicolor S238N-H82
Lineage: Eukaryota; Fungi; Basidiomycota; Agaricomycetes; Agaricales; Hydnangiaceae
Product: DNA ligase IV
Exons: 26
Coding region: 1-3180 (1059 amino acids)
Biological process (GO): nucleotide-excision repair, DNA gap filling; DNA recombination; double-strand break repair via nonhomologous end joining
Cellular component (GO): DNA ligase IV complex
Molecular function (GO): DNA binding; DNA ligase (ATP) activity; ATP binding
Source: RefSeq, a predicted model, not a curated record